Brassica oleracea var. oleracea is the source of this 1125-nucleotide messenger RNA. RefSeq names its product U2 small nuclear ribonucleoprotein A'-like. Bases 91 to 870 code for a protein of 259 amino acids. The record is from RefSeq and is a predicted model, not a curated record. The transcript is spliced from 7 exons. Gene Ontology annotation, molecular function: protein binding; U2 snRNA binding. Lineage: Eukaryota; Viridiplantae; Streptophyta; Magnoliopsida; Brassicales; Brassicaceae. Gene Ontology annotation, biological process: mRNA splicing, via spliceosome.
AGAGCAAAGUGGUUCUUCUUCGAGACGCACACUCUUUCCUCUGAAUGCGAAGAGCAGAGAAGAGCCAGGGAGAAGCGGAGUAAAACCCUAAUGGUGAAGCUCACGGCUGAUUUGAUCUGGAACAGUCCUCACUUCUUCAAUGCCGUCAAAGAGCGAGAACUGGAGCUACGAGGCAACAAGAUUCCCGUGAUCGAGAACUUGGGCGCUACUGAGGACCAGUUUGAUACAAUUGAUCUUUCGGAUAAUGAGAUAGUUAAGCUAGAAAACUUUCCACUCCUCAACCGCUUGGGAACUUUGAUCAUUAAUAACAAUAGGAUCACCCGGAUAAAUCCCAAUAUUGGAGAGUUCCUACCGAAGCUGCACACUUUGGUUCUUACUAAUAACAGGCUUGUGAAUUUGGUUGAAAUUGAUCCCCUUGCUUCCAUUCCAAAGCUCCAGUACCUUAGUUUACUGGAUAAUAAUAUCACCAAAAAGCCGAAUUAUCGCCUGUAUGUGAUUCACAAGCUGAAAUCACUUCGAGCUCUGGAUUUCAUCAAAGUCAAAGCCAAGGAGAGAGCUGAAGCUGCGGCUUUGUUUUCAUCUAAGGAAGUAGAAGAGGAGGUUAAGAAGGUAUCUCGGGAGGAGGUUCAAAAAGUGUCAGAUUCUACAGAAGAACCAGAUACUCCAAAAGUGGUGGCCCCAACACAGGAGCAGAUUUUAGCAAUCAAGGCUGCAAUUAUCAACUCCCAGACGAUAGAAGAAAUUGCCAGACUCGAACAGGCUUUAAAGUUCGGCCAGGUUCCUGCAGGCAUGAUAGUUCCUGAUCUUGUUCAUUCCAACGUAGCCACAAAAGACGGGAAGCCUUCAUCUGGUGAUCCCAUGGAGGAAUAGAAAAUACGGCAGUUGCUCCUCAAGUCGUGGUCGCUGCUGCUGGAAUGCUCAGCAAUUAUUUCUGACAAGCUUCACGAUCCUGUUAGGUUCUCGUCACAUCCUAGGAAACUGUAAACGACUUCUGCUCAAGAGAGCUGUUUUUGAACCCUUGAAAAGAAUGAUAUAAAAGAUUGUAAUCUUUAGUCUGCACACAUAUUUCCCAAUGUUAUUUUCGCGUUAUACUCUUCUCAGUUUUAUAUGGCUUUUCAUCGAUCG